Molecule: messenger RNA, 633 nt
Organism: Cercopithifilaria johnstoni
Lineage: Eukaryota; Metazoa; Nematoda; Chromadorea; Rhabditida; Onchocercidae
Source: the annotation of a GenBank genome assembly
AUGGAGAAUCAACAGCCAAAAGUAUUUGGAGUGAUUGUGGCUGGUCGUCCGAUCCAGACAGAUUUUGUUCAAGUAAGUGGAACAGAAUUUGUUAUUGAAGUGGCCGAUUCCGGUUCAGCGAAUCAUGUUGUCGUAUUCUUGACAGGCAUUGCACCAUUUCCUGCGGACAUAGGUGGCACCGUUUAUAUUCGGUGGCCAAAAGUCGGAACGGAGACAAAUUGGCAUUACCUCGGAUACAUUACGAAUGAUAAGCCGAGUGCUAUAUUUCGAGUUGCGCAACUUCAUAAAAUGGAUGCUGUUCAUGGUGGUCUAUUCAUAUCCAACAUAUCGACGAGUGGGAGUGCAGCUGGCAAUGCUCAGAUUGGUAUCAGUGUAGAACCACUUGCUGUUAUCACAAGUAAAGUUCCGGCUGAGGGGACGGCAAUUAGUCAACAGUCAUCAUUCAUGGAGUUCGCAGAGAAGAUGUUGCAAAAUUUUGUCAAUCAUCUGCAAUCAUUUGCCGUCCGUUUGCCUCGGCCAGAAAAUCCUGGCGAAUCGACAGACUUUAUUUCAGCUUCUGCGGUGCAGAAUUGGUAUACAAACUUUUCCCGGCGGUUACAACAAAAUUCCGAAUUCUGGAAAUGCCUUUCAUGA